Neospora caninum is the source of this 4527-nucleotide messenger RNA. RefSeq lists its product as hypothetical. The transcript is spliced from 2 exons. The record is from RefSeq and is a predicted model, not a curated record. Lineage: Eukaryota; Apicomplexa; Conoidasida; Eucoccidiorida; Sarcocystidae. The coding region runs from base 1 to 4527 and encodes 1508 amino acids.
AUGCGUCACCCUCAUGUGGCCUCCUUUCCUGCAUCCGUCAUCGGUCGCAGGAAUCACGAAGUCCGCGGGGCUUUUCUCACAUGCUGCUCAAUAUGGUCUCUCUCCCCUCCGUUUAUCUUUGCUUGUGUUGCCAUCCUGUGGCUGCCUUCUUCUUCUUAUGCUCAUGCGCAUCUGGGGGUGAUCAGCCUGACAAAUAAGUCGUUUUUGAACCGCAACGGGCCCUUCGGCUUCCGCGCGUUUGCACACAACGACACCUUUAUCUCGGCGGAUGAUACAACUCAUCCCGAUUCAGUCCCUUCAGGCUCUUCAUACGGUCUCACAGUGGCGCACAACAUCAAAUUUUCCGGCGUUCCAGUGACGCAUGACGCCUUCUUCCUCUAUGUACCGUCCAAACACGGGACGCCCCGCACAGCGGCCGUCAACGCCUUUGAGAGCAGCGCAGAGGAGGGCGAAGAUGCCGCGGUUAAAGCUGCUGCUCUGGCCGCAGCCGACCUGUCGUGGGGGUCUUGUAGUGCCUUCUGUGAUGGUGGCAGGCAGCAGUGGAACAGGACACUGGCAAUGAAUGAGGCUAUGGCGGGGAUUCGUACAGUAGCAACAAAGGCAGAUGAAGCGGAGCUAAAAGGUGUUGUCGUUGCUGCUUUAGAGGGAAAAUAUGGCAGGGACGAAUGGAGGCAAUGCCACGCGUUCCCGUGCGGCGCGCUGGCAGACCAGGCGAAACUUGAUAUGGUGGCAGCGAAAACCGGCGCCGCACCUUUGCUAGGUAGGAAUCUCGCGGCAGCCAUGGUCGAUGGCGACUGUGGGGUCUAUGUUGAGUUAGAAUUAGAUGAGGCAUGUAGAGAGAAGCUGCUUCUUCUUGAGAUAACAACCGACACGUGGGAGCUGCUUUUGGGAAUGAACAACCACGCUGGUCUAUUCGGGGCGCCCCCCAUCCGCGGUGCCCCUCAAAAUGAUGGCUUGCGUUCUGGAAGUAAGCGGGAGCCUGCCUCCGCGGGGACACCCCAGGACACGGCAGCAGGGGUGGAUGCUUCUACCGUAACCGCGGAAUCAAGGCCGAGUGUUCGUGCCACGGCAGAAGGGCUAGACAGCGAUGAUGCCGGUGCCACCCUACAGCUCGAUCAGUUAAUGUCUGGCCUCAGCUUUUCUUCGUGCUUGACACUGUGUCAAUUUCGAGACGAUUGCGCGGCUAUCAUUUAUAAAGGCGACCCCGCCGAACUGGCGCGCGUCAAGGACCACAGUGAAGGUGUUGAGACAAUCCGUAACGCUUCACAUGCAGAGAGGACCUCUGAUGUACGGCAACCGCAGAGACACUCUGCUGUUUCUGUCUGCCAACUCAUCAAGAGCAUGUCUCUCCCUCUGUGUUUUAAACCUGUAAUGUCGGAGCCGGUAUUAUCUUCCUCGGCUUCCUUUCUGUCUCACUUGCCCGUUCCGAGUAUUUUGGUUGUGAAGGGUGCGGCUCUUACUCUCUGUAGCCCAGUUCUGGAGGACCAGAUUUCUCGAGUCAAAUCUCAAGUAGAUCAACUGGAGAAGCAAUGGAAAGGAACCAAGGAACAGUCAAUGAACAGAGAGAGAGAGGCCAGAGAGGAAGCGGCCAAUCAAACACCUCUUGCAGCUGCCCGGUUCCGUCUGCUGGCGCUGGAGUCCAUGAGAAAGCUUUUGCAGAUCCGAGUGUCAGACGGGGGGCCCGUAGAGGCAGGCAAGCAAGAAGAGGGCGAAGUCGUUUCACAAGGUGGAGGUCGCGUUGUAGCCAGAGAGGCUCUAUGGGGGACAAAGAGUCUUCUUCCGCUCUCAACCAAUUCUGUAGAUACCGACGUUUGGCGGUCACAAGUUGCUCUUCCACUCAGCCCCGCAUGUCCCGCCUUCCAGUGGGUCCGCUUGUAUGCAGGGGCGGGGUGCGCAAUGCCCCUUCUCGUCCGCGAGGUGUCGCUCGGUGCCGAGAGGAACGGAUCGUGGCAGGCGUCCCAACAGGUCGUCUCCCGUCGUCGUGGGUUGAGGAAGCUGCCUCACGGAGCGUUGGAGCUACAUCGAGGAGCACAAGGGCUUCUGCCGAAGAAUGAGGAGACGACGACGAAACAAGCACGAUUGAAGCCAAUAGAAACGGUGUCGAAUAACUCGCCCUCGCCGUCAGGAGAUCCGAAGAGCCAAUUCGACAGAACCGGAGAAAAGGCCACUACUCUUGCCCUCUUGCAAAUGAAGCGUACAGAGACGAAUGCGGAGCACAGUAUGAUGCCAGCUGCUGACGACACCAAGCAGGCGCGCGCCGCAGGUGUGUCGAGCAGAGAGACACGUAAUGGUGAUGCUGAAAAAGGUGGCCCCGUGAUGCCACGUGCCACAAGAGCAACCGACGCUUCCCCAGAGGGAAAACUUGCUUCGUCAUCUUUCUCUCCUUUGAUCCUCUCUCCUUUAGACAUGGCGCCCAAACACCACGAAGACGGCAUCAGGGGAGCGCUGACUGCCGUCCGUCCCACCAAGUCUAGAACUCGUCAAAAGGAGGUGUUGCCCUUUAGGCAGGCUGACCAUUCUGACGAUAACGGGGCGAGCACCACCAGGUCUUCUGAAGGUGCUCCGGACACCGACAACACAGGAAGUGUAAGAAAAGAGAGUAAACCAUCCGGUGCGCACUCGUCUCCGCCCGGUGUAGAUUUUAUGGGAACACCGCAAUUGAAUGUGACGGAUACAACACCUCCGGCAAGUGAGAGCGACCUCAAAGGUUGGCGUGAAUGCUAUGCGCUUCUGAUGCGGCUAGUCGCGAGACAGCAGAUGCUGAAAGCCGUUCCUGUUCCCGAAGAACAGGGUGUGGCUGGAAAUUACUGGCUUUCUGAGGAGGACAGUGACAUUCAAGACGUUCUUGACAGGGUCAGUGCAUUCUCAGUAUCUACGAAGCCCGAGGAAGUGGCGGAAGCCAAACGGCUAAGAGGAAUUAUACGUGCAUACCGCCAAGGAGAGGCAGCUCUCUUCGCCUCGUACGAUUUGGUCCGAGAAAACUGCUCGGUUUAUGCGGAUGAGAUCAGGGACCGAAUGCAGAGUAAGGAUACCGCAAACGAGCGUCACCGCGGUUUUUCUCAAGUGCUGGCAGACUCUCGCGGCACCGCUUCAAGCGACAGCGCUCGGGCGCUGAGCCAGCGUGCUCUGAGGGCCACGGAGGUAAAGGCGAAAACGAAGCGUAUCAUGGGUGCCCGGAAACGCUCCCGUCACGUUCUUCAAGCGGAAAUCCCAUGCAUUGGUGUGGCGUGUCAAGAAGUUCAUCUUGAGGAAACAGAGACAUGUGAUGCGACAACUCAAUGCCACGCACAGGUGUUGGAGGCAAGGGAUCAGCAAGCGCAGCAAGCAAGAACGGCUAAGGAAAGACUAGACAUUUUCAGUGAGCAGACACCACCGCGCUCGCAAACUACUGAGCAACAGGUGGCGUCGUCUUCCUCCGAGGCAGCCGACCUUUCGGUGGAGGAAAAGGGACGAAAAGCAGCCGAUGGCUUGGGCUUAGCGGAUCCGGAGCAUAAACCCGUAGAUGGAGCGAAUGGAACUUUCAACCAAACAGCUGGAGGUGAGGCAAAUAAUCUUUCCCCACAAUGGGGUGAUGCGUCAACGCCUUCUCUUGACGAUAUUACCAAAAAUGACCUAUAUGACAUAACUGACACUGGUUUACGCCAGGGAGAUGGAGGCCAGGCAGUUAACGUCACGUUUACUGUCCGUCCGAAGAGGCGUUCCCCGAUCAUCAAGUCGUCGUCCCACAAGGACCAGGAAACGAGACUGGACGUGAUUCGUGACGCGGCAACAAAGUCUGCAUUACCGAAAACUCAAGAGGCUGUUCAUCCGUCUCCCAGUCCGCCGACUCUUCUCUCAGCGUCUCAACUUCAGCUGGGAAACGAGAAGCUCAUUCGAGAGCAUUACCUCCCUGAGCUAGGCCCAGUGAGCAACCCAGGAGGCGCAUCUCCGAGGCAGACAUAUGCAUCUGCCGCUCAACCCUCCACUGGUCCCCUAAAUGCGGAUGACGUUGAACUGCCGACAGGAGAAAAUAUAAGUUAUCUCAAUUUUAUUCUGAUGACUAUCACUGGAAGUCUUAGCGCCCUUACUUGCAUUUUCUUCUGCAUCGCAUGCAACAAAAAGGUCCGCCUCAUGCUCGCUGUUGGAGAAGGGGCGCUGCCCAGACAAGAAGAAAUGUUAGAGCAGGUCCACCGCCGGCAGCGUGGUCGGCCGGUACCUGCUGCUUAUCCCCAAUCUGAUGCCUCAGUCAACACAUCCCGUGUUACUUCAUCCGAUGAGAAAUACGUCGUAGAUGCCAACAAUCAGCCGCUCAUGGCCACAGCGUGUUUCAGUGCAGGCGCCUCUGGUAGUACCCCAGCUGGAACACAACUCAGGACGUCGAGUGAUUCCAAAAUCUGUAACGCUCAAGAUGAGCGUUUAGUUGGUGACUGGGGAAAAGAUCUCGGGGUAGAAAACCUCCCCGUGCAGCGCAGACCUAAUUGUGCCCGCGGUCCCUGGGUAAGUGAUAUGCUGUUGAUGCUGUUACUCGGCAUGUUGGCAAUUCCUUGA